GUGAAGCGGCAGCCGCCGCCCUCAGGUGCGGAAGCGAAGCGGCUUGUCAGGGAGGGGGGAAAUGGGCGCGCGCGCGCGAGCGACGGGGGCGCGCGGAUCUUUUUCGCCUCUCCGCCGCGACGCGAAUCCCUCCGCCAGGUUGGGCCUGAGCGACUAAGCCGCGAGUGAGUCGGCGCAGCGGAAGGCGCCUUCGCGGGCCCGGCGGCGAUGGCGGCGGCCGAGGUGGAGUCGUCGCUGGAGCUGAGCCUGUCGAGCAGCUACGCGGGGCCGGGGACGUUGCCCCCCGCGCGCUCCCGCAUCUUCAAGAUCAUCGUCAUCGGGGACUCGAACGUGGGCAAAACGUGCCUCACUUUCCGCUUUUGCGCGGGCCGCUUCCCGGAGCGCACCGAGGCCACCAUCGGGGUGGAUUUCCGAGAACGCGCCGUCGACAUCGACGGGGAGCGCAUCAAGAUUCAGCUCUGGGAUACAGCAGGGCAGGAGCGAUUCAGGAAGAGCAUGGUACAGCACUAUUACAGGAAUGUACAUGCAGUCGUUUUUGUAUAUGAUAUGACAAAUAUUGCCAGUUUCCAUAGUUUGCCACUGUGGAUCGAGGAAUGCAAACAACACUUGCUCACCAAUGAUAUACCCCGGAUUUUGGUUGGAAAUAAAUGCGAUCUGAGAAGUGCAAUUCAGGUCCCUACGGACAUGGCUCAGAAAUUUGCUGACACUCAUAGCAUGCCACUGUUUGAAACGUCUGCUAAAAACCCUAAUGACAAUGAUCAUGUGGAAGCCAUAUUUAUGACCCUGGCUCAUAAGCUCAAGAGUCACAAGCCACUCAUGCUUAGUCAACUACCCGGUAACACAAUUCACCUAGAACCUGCAGUAAAACCUGCCAUGCCAUGUUGGUGUUAGCUCACAGUAUUUUUGCAGUCAUCACUUUGGUCUGUUUGCCAGUGCUUUGAGAGUAUGGUGUUGGUAAUGUUCCAGUUUAGUAGAAAUUACAUUGAAUCCGCUGGGCACUUUAUUGUACGUCCUCACAUCUGGAUGUGUGCCACUCUUAUCUCUGCACUUUGUUAACUCUGUCAUCUAAAUUACUGAAGAUUUAUGGAAGUUAGAUUUGUGAAGCUUGACUCUGGUCCCAUUGAAGUAGCUUAGUUCUGAGAUCUUUUCUCCACUAAAAUAGAAAUGUGUAGGUUAGGUCAAAUCACUGACGCCUUUAGCAUUCAAUUUGAGCAGAUCACGGUUCUAUAGAAAUCCAAAGAGUAGUAUGACUUGAUAAUUUUAAGUGAAUUACUUUUAGAUAAUUUGGUAAAUUGAUUUGUGAAUUGUACUUCUAUCACAUGUCUUAAUCAUGCAAUGGAAUGAAGACUCGACUUGAGCACAAGUGUUAAGUCACCUCUUGCCUUCAUCUCAUUACUUUAUCUAAACUCUAGGUUAGUUAAUUAUGAAAGCAAGUGAAGAUCUACUUUCUGUGUAAAGUUAUAUUUGAUUGGCCCUCAUAGUUUUGUAUUCUUUAUAUGUGAGACAGAAUGACAUUGGAAAAAUAUCUAGGGUUAUCUUUUGCACAAUAAAAUGAAAUCAUGUGAAUCUCAUGGAACAUAGGAAAUUGCAUUGAAAACUGAAGCUGUAGUGGAUUGUUUAUUUCUGAUGUAACCACAGGAGAUCAGAAAGUAUCAACUCAAUUGUGGCAUUGCUCUGGAGGUGAAGCCAUCAAUAGGAACGCCAGAUCUUGUCAUUCAGAUUCUCCCUAAAUAUUGUAACACUUUUUAAAAAGCUCUAACGCAGUUCUAAAAAUGUGUCAUUUAUAUUCAUAACAUUAUGAUGUAACUUAAGGUGUAUUGUUUGACUUUCAUUAUUAGCAGUGGUUAUAACCUACACAACAUACAAAAUGCCAAAACGUGAGACUUGAUUGGGGUAUUUUUAGUACCCCAGUGGAAUACUAUGAAGCAAAUGGCCAAGGUAAAAGUCUUAGGAAUGCAUGGUUUAUCCUACUAAAAACAAACAGUGAAUUCAAAUGUGGACUGCAAAUAAUAUAGGGAAAAUCAUAUGCUAUUCUGUGUAGUUGACUCGCUAUGUUUUGCUUUUGAAACAGCAUAAAGUAGGAGCAACUGAACUUCAGAAUCUACAAUUUGUAAAAAAAUAACUACUUGUGUGCCUUAGCUAUGAACAUAUGGAAGGGGCAGUCUGUAUCAUCCCAUAGUAUCAAAAAUAAAUAAAUAAAAUAUGAACGAAAGUGGCUGUUUUCCAUAAGUAAUAUUAGCAGCUUGUUUUUAGCAACAGUUAAGAGGUAUCUUCAAAUCUAUUUGCAGCACAGUGUGUCUAUCUAUAAAGUGUUUAGAGCUGAACUUAAAAGAUUUCUUGCUUGAUGAUUUUGCGUAGACAUUUCUGCCAUAACAACUGCCCUCCACCUCUGGGCAGCUCAAGCCAAAGGGGUAAGGGAUAGGUAGGCUUUCCUGUGUUCAUUGUGUAACAUGCACUACUGGCACAAGCGCCCGAUUCAGCCUUCCAGUACUGAGUAAUUGGCAAGUGGAGAAAUCCUGGUGCCUAUCUUCAUCUCCUUGCACAAAUAUAGCUCCAGCCUUGUAUAUCUAUUCUUGCUAAUUAGGACCAUCGCCCAUUAAAGAAAUUUGAGCUUUUAUUGACUAAUAAAAUAUUAAAGCUGCAAAUAUUGAGGAAGGGAUAAAACAGUUCUGUAGGAAAUGGCAUAAUUUGUGUGAAUGACAUAAUGGGGAUUGAUUUUAAUUACGUUUAAUCUUUGUACUCUUGCUCUUCCCUCCACUUGGAAAGCUCAAGCUGCUAACAGUAAUGUGUUGUUAGAAUCCUGUUAGCAUUGGCUGCCACCUGGUGCUUCUUAAGUAUUAAAAACAAAUAUUUUACAAAUCAAUCAAUGUUAAUCAACUAGGACAGCAGGAGACAACAUGGUUCCCUCUAGAUGUUGUGGACUACAAUUGCCCUCAGUCCUAGUCAGCUUGGCCAGUGAGCAGGGAUGAUGGUACUUGUAGUCCAAAACAUCUGGAGGCUACCACAUUGGCUGUUUCGGAAGUAAGCAUUACAAACCUUAGUAUAAGUGAACCUUGUGUAGGAGUUGAUCUUAACUCUGUUGUUCAGUACCAUAUUGUAACCUUUUUGAUCCUCAUUCUUCAUUUAUUUUACAUGUGUCCUACAUUUCACAUUUCGUGUUAGCUUGCAUAUAAGUUUUGGUUACAUAAAAAGGGAAAGCAAUGAAAUUCAAGAUACCGUUACAUAUUAUUCUAAGAGAAUGGAGUAUCAGUAUUAUAGGCUAACACUUAAAGAACAAUUUACUUAAUAUUCCAAAUCCAAUUUGCUUAUAUCUACUGUGUGCUGCUUAUUAAAUGUCUUACUAAGUUUUAACCUUUACUGUAAUGUUAUUGAAGGCAGACAUAUUAGUACAAUUACUGUAAUUGUAAUUGCCAAAUACUAGGUGCUAUUCUGUCGUACAUUAGCAUAGUGAAGUAUAAAACACUAGCUUUUAUGUUUAGGAAAAUCUAUUGAUUGCACCUUAAUCAGUAAAAUGCAAGGAACACAAUCCACUUGCAUUGUGGGCCAAAUGUGUGAGAGGAUUGUGUCCAAGUUUAUAUAGGAUUAUUAUUAUUUUGCUUAUAACCAGAAGUGACAGGGUUUUUCUUGUUUAGUUUUUCUACAACACUUGAAAAAGGGAAGUUCUUUUUACUCUGUUUUGUGUCUUUACUUUUGGUUUAUGCACUUUCUAGAAACCAUUUAUUUAAUACGAAGACUCUUCAGUGAUUUUUAAUGAAAAAAUGUUCAUAAAUGUAUAUUUCUCAAAUAUAGUUUACACUCCUCUUUAGAGGACUCACCUGUUUACUUCAUUUUCUUAACCAAUUUAAGUAAAAGAUAGCUUUUAAUGCAAAUGUAAUUACAAUGUGUGCAUUAAAUCAUAUCCUAAAGAAAGUAAAAAAUAAAAACCAGGGUUCUAUAAUCAGAAGGAAGAGGGUGUUGAAGAAUUAAUCAUGUGGCCACAACAUAUAGGACAACAUCCCUGUAUUGCUCCCAGGAUAGGUCUGGUAACUAAUGUUGGAUUUCACCCAUAAAUACUGAUGAAAUGGUUAUUUUGAAACUGUUUAAACUGCUAUAGUAUAGUAUAGAAUUGUUCUAUCUUAUUAUUGCAAAAUAACAUUGAGCAUUAUCUUAUCGGCAUCAGUUACGUUGAUAGUAUCUUAAACAGAGUGUUGUUAAUCCAAAAUGCUUCCCCAUUUAAUAAUGCUUUACCUACAAAAUGUCAAUUGUUCUUUCUAAAAGCAAAAGGAAAGAUUUAUUUAAAUUACCACAAGUACGUGCCACUGUCUUAAACUAAUAAAUGCUAGCAAGUAAAA
Messenger RNA from Podarcis raffonei (Aeolian wall lizard), 4331 nucleotides. RefSeq names its product RAB33B, member RAS oncogene family (gene RAB33B). Lineage: Eukaryota; Metazoa; Chordata; Lepidosauria; Squamata; Lacertidae. The transcript is spliced from 2 exons. Gene Ontology annotation, biological process: Rab protein signal transduction. Gene Ontology annotation, cellular component: endosome; Golgi apparatus. The coding region runs from base 208 to 891 and encodes 227 amino acids. Gene Ontology annotation, molecular function: GTPase activity; GTP binding. The record is from RefSeq and is a predicted model, not a curated record.